Molecule: messenger RNA, 2132 nt
Organism: Amoebophrya sp. A25
Lineage: Eukaryota; Dinophyceae; Syndiniales; Amoebophryaceae
Source: the annotation of a GenBank genome assembly
AUGAUCAGGUGGAAUAGUAUAACAUCUUCAACAUCAAGGUUUCAUGGAGGACAUCUAGAUCUACUAGAUUAUUCGAGAACAUCGACGUCGAAUUUAAAUGAUUCGACCUUGGCUUCCCCUCUCGCGUAAUGCUGAAGGUAGCUUUGUCCGCCGACCUAUUGAUGUCGCUGCAAAGAUGAAAAAGGAAACGACACCAAGAACGUCUUCUUCUUCCCUAAUGUGGCACCAGAUGGAUCUCGAGUUGAAAAGAACUUGUCCGGCUGCGACGCGACAUUUACCGCCAGCAGAUCGAGGAUGGACUACUGGUAGUUCUCAUGUUGCUGGAAUAGGAAGUUCUACGAGGACCUCCACGCAAAUUAUAGACCAUCAUCUUAAAGAACAAGAAAGACGCGAACAGCGACAAAUGCAACUAAAAGACAAACGAGAAGGACUACGAAAAGUUGUCGGACUAAAUCAGCCACAAGAUGAAGAAGAAGGACAACGCCGAGCAGACGAAGAUCAGGCACGCAUCGACCAGCCACACGCUGUCGAUCUGCCACAGCACACUUUGGCAAAGAAAUCUUCAUGUCAUCUACGCAUGAUGCAUUGGAAUAUCUUGGCUGAUUGUUUAGCUACGCGCGAACGGUUUCCUGAUUGUUCUCCCAGAGCUUUAGAUUUUGGAAAGCACCGUUUGCGAUUGAUUUAAGACACUGAGUCACUGAACAUUUUUUAAGAAAAAUAAUUACAACACCGACCACUGCGAUUCAUUGAGGGUUUGAGACACCGUCGCAGUCACUUACCUUGUGCAAGUCCGUCUCCUAAUUUGCUUAAUCGUGCUCGUAAAUUAGUACCCAACUUCUUGACUCUCUUCUGCGAGUGUCUACUAUCUAAUUCCUCCUACAAGAAAUUGCGAAAUAUUUGCCGGAUGUCGUCUCCCUGGUCGAGGUGGACCAUUUUCCCAGGAUCAAGCGCGAAAUGGAAGCUCUCGGCUACUCCGCUUCGGCAUUCGGAAAGAAGAUUAAGGCUUGUUCUCCUUCUAAUCCAUUUCUAGGUGGAUAGGCCUAUUAUAGUACUUCUAUGGGAUGUAAUUAAAAUCAUUCGGUAACUACCCGCCUUAACAAGGCAACGGGCUACAAGUAGGACAGACGAUUUCUAAGUACUAUAGGGAUCGUCGCACGAUCAUCUUCCCUUAACCGUAUCAUGCACGCCCCCAAAUAUUCUAAGGGGAAUCGUGAGGCAGACGUUUGAGAAGUGAAUUCCACUCGCGACAGCAGGGAUCAUGAACCAACUAGGUGGGAGAAGCCAUGAUCUAAGAAAAAAUCACCAGCAAAAGACGGAGUCUGUUUGUUCUGGCGAGACUCGCCGAGAGGACCACGGGAAGGACAAACUACAAGAAGAAGUAGCCUCCGCAUCUCUCCUGCUGGUGUCGAACGCGUCACCUGGGUUGGAUCACAAGUGGCACUCGCCCAAGACUUUUGGAUAGAAGUAAUGAAGGAAGAUGUGAAAGCAGAUGAUCGGGUAGAAGAGAAACAAGUAGAUGAGCUUGGAGAUGAUAUCGAGAUGACAAGUGCUACAAAUACUCAAGAGCCUUCUAGUACUAGUUGUAGAAGAACAAGUAUGAAAAGAAAAUCUGUUAUCAUUAUCAAGUUUCUUAAGUAGAAAAGUGUGAUAAUGAUAACAUAUUUUGGUCUCAUAACAAGUGCUGGAGGAAAAAUGAUGAAAAGAGUUCGCGUAGCCACAACACAUCUUAAAGCGGACCCUUUGUCUUCUGGCUCUCUAUCUUCUAGUUUGGAACAAGGUCUUGCUGGUCCUGGCACAGGUCUUUCUUUCGAACAACAAGACUGCGAUGAAGCCCGCGUAGCUCAGGUCUCUAAGAUCGUGGAUGAGCUACUGUUUCCCGAAACGUUCGCAGCGAGGGAGAAGAAAGAUAUUAUGCUUAAAAAGGAUAUUAGCACUUGGGAAGAGUCUCUCUGUCAUAUUUUUGGAAGCUGUAGACGCUGCAUGAUUUUACAAGUGGAAUCGGACAUGGACUUAGUUCAUACCUCCUCUCUAAGACACCGGCGACCGCAAAGUCAAGGAGGCAACAGCAGACCCAGACUCACAGCUGCGAAGGAGUUCCUGUGAUUCUAUGCGGAGAUAUCAACGCAGUAGGC